Messenger RNA from Exophiala bonariae, 1140 nucleotides. RefSeq lists its product as uncharacterized. The transcript has a single exon. NCBI's taxonomy places the organism in Eukaryota, Fungi, Ascomycota, Eurotiomycetes, Chaetothyriales, Herpotrichiellaceae. Bases 1 to 1140 code for a protein of 379 amino acids. The record is from RefSeq and is a predicted model, not a curated record.
AUGGCCGUGAGAGAGGCUUCCCAUGCGGGGUCGUGGUACUCAGGCAACGGCCGACAACUGAGCACUCAACUUGACCAGUGGCUAUCAAAAGUCCCAGAAAAGGACAUCAUUCCCGGUGUUGAGAAGCUGCCUUUACCAGGUGCCAGAGUGGUCAUAUCUCCUCAUGCUGGCUAUGCAUAUUCCGGUCCUGCUGCCGCCUGGGCUUACAAAUGUCUUGACCUGUCUAAAGCCAAGCGAAUCUUCAUUCUGCAUCCAUCUCAUCACCAUCACCUGAGCACUGCGGCAUUGCCUGUCGUAGAUUCAUAUGAGACACCUCUGUCCGAAACUCCGCUUCCACUCGAUCAUGACACCAUUCGAGAGCUCUCCAAACUAUCGGUGGAGGUCCAAGGCCGGACCAUCAAAUUCACCACCAUGUCUCAAUCCGUUGACGAAGCUGAACACAGUGCAGAAAUGCAGCUCCCGUAUAUCCACCGACUGCUCCAGAAGCUAUAUCCCGAUCAACCGGAGUCUUCCUACCCGCCUCUUGUUCCGAUCAUGGUCGGCGGCACCAACCCAGCCACGGAAGCCGCAUUAGGCAAGCUGUUGGCCCCAUACAUCGCCGAUGAGACCUGUGCCUUCGUCAUCUCUUCCGACUUCUGUCACUGGGGAAGCAGGUUUGGUUACACGUAUUACCUACCAGAUGCUCCGAGUCCGGCUUUGUCACCACUAAUGCUUCCCAACGGGGUGAGAGGGGAAUUCACCACCGCAAAGGAAACAGUGAACGAGGACAUCCACAAGACGCCUACACUCGGCCAAGGUCAGGAACUUCGCUCAAACACCAAAAUCCCAAGAUCUGGUCCGCAGAUAUUUGAGAGUAUCGCACAUGCUGAUCGAGCAUGCAUGUGUGCGAUUGCGACAGGCCAACAUUCAGAAUUUCUGCGGGUGCUACGUGAGACGGGCAAUACGGUUUGUGGAAGACAUCCGAUUGGAGUAUUCAUGGCUGGAGUGGAGGAAGUCGAGAGGCAGAAUGCAGCAAAAAGCACUGACGAGAAUAAAUCGACGCAGGGACGGUUUCAAUUCACAAGGUAUGAGAGGAGUAGUGAUGCUGAAAGUGUCAAGGACAGCAGUGUCAGCUAUGUCAGCGCUUUCGCUGUACUGUGA